AUGAGCUCCACGAACGAGGGGAAUGAUGAAGGCGCCCGCGAGGAUGAGCUUGAUCUCGGCCAGGAAGAUGAGGACCUCCCUGCCCAUGUCAAUGGGCAGUCUGAGUAUGCGAACGAUACAGUAGAACGCAAUGAUGCGGAGGAACAGACGGAUGACUUGCCCUCGGUGAAUGUGGACAAUCAGGAGUUCGAUCAGCAAGAUCAAAGUMCUCCCCGUCYCCCGCCGCAGGCACCAGGGAGCGCCGACGAGCUCUCGUCCAUACCGGACGAUACUCCAUCUCUACAUGGCUCUCUGCAAUCGUCACCAAGUAGCAGUGCUCUAGCCUUUCGAGCUUCUAACAGAUCAAGUCCCAGCCCCGCCCACCGUCCAUUCGACCUACGCUUUCAAUCGAGAUUAUCAUCUUCGUUUAGCAGUCCCCGACCAUCAUCUCCAUUCGUAUUGCGCACGCAUUCCCGCAACUCCUCAUUUGCUAGUCAACCGCCUUUUUCCACCACACCUGAACUCGAGCCUGACACACCGCAAGCUCCGUGGGAGGUCGUACGAUGGACAAAACUGCGCAAGAUUGCAGGGCAAGCAUUCUCGGAAAUUGGUCGACGGAAUUUCGGGCGGCCGACUUGUAUAUGUGUGUCGACAGCUAUUGUGCUAGGCACAUCUAAGGGUAUUGUUCUUGUUUUCGACUAUCAACAGAAUUUAAAGACGAUUAUUGGUCCUGGAACAAAGGCCGUUGAAGCUGGCGCCGUCGCCUCUUUAGCCAUAUCCGCGGACCACACAACCGUCGCAGUAGGACACGCACAAGGCGAAAUAUUCACAUGGGAAAUCUCGAGAGCUUCGCGACCGUUCCUCCACAUUCCGCCCACGCCAAUGGCUCAACAUGUUCAAGGCGCUUCUGAUGGUCACAUAACUGGCGUUGCUGUCGUUCACAUCGGCUUCCUUGGUACCAGACGAACUGCCUUGGUCUCUGCCGAUGAUCGCGGUAUGGCGUUUUCGCACUUGGCAACUCGAGGCAUGGGCGCAGUUGCUAGAACGGUCAAGACAACUAGGAUCCUGGGACGAUAUCCGGAGCCCCCUUCCGAGGAAGCGAAGCCGAGAAAACCUAGCUCUGUGUUGGCAUUUUCGCCUCUGCCUCUGGGCAAUGUUGAUCAGUCGACGGACGGACUCGGCUUGGUCGCAAUGCUUACGCCGUAUCUACUUGUUAUCGUGUCAACGACCCCCGUAGCACAUACUCAGUUCAAAACGCCCCGACCAAAGGAAGUUGGUUCUCACAGCGUUAUGAGCGCUGCAUUGGCGUGGUUUCCUGCAAUCAAACUCAAAGGAAAAGAGGAGAUAUCACAUACAAAGCUCGUCUACUGCUGGUCGAAUGUCUUGACCGUACUAGACGUCCAUGAAUCAGAUGCGGAUGGUGAGCCGUCCAAGGAUCGCCCGCCUGUCCUCGAGUUUCGCCCCAGAAGUCGCUGGCGGGCUAACGAAGCAAUUGUUGCUGUACAAUGGUUGAGUCGAUCUGUUUUGGCUGUCCUGACUAUCACUCAACAGUUGCUGAUCCUCGAAGACAAAACACUUCGUGUGACAGACUCUUUUGAUCUUAUCCACAAACAUAUUUACCACACUGAUUCCUUCUCAUCUCACCUCCAUACGUUGGUAGAACAGUACGACGAAGAGAAUGCGAACAUGCAUGGGGUGGUUGCGGAUGCCUUUUACCAAAGUAUAAAAGCCUACAAGGGUCGUCUCUUCCUGCUGGGCUACAAUGACUUGUCUGUGGGAAGUCUGUCUAACUGGGCUGAUCGUUUGCUUGCGUAUAUGGAAACCGGCGACUUUGUCUCGGCAAUCCGGCUAGCGACAUCAUAUUACCAAGGAGACGCGGAGAAGUUGACAGUUGGGCUUCCUGAAGAAGACGAUCUGCGACACUCGGUUGUUGAAGAAAAAUUACUUGAGAUGAUAUCUGCUUCUCUCAAGUUUGCCUUUGGAAGGAAUGAAGAUGCAGGCACCGAGCGUCUUCAAAAGUCACAAUUGGAAGCCCUUGCUGAUGCAAGCAUAACUGCAUGUAUAUGCAUGGAGAACUUUGAUUUCCUUUGGGACGAGGUCUAUGAUUGGUAUGACGAACAUGAUUCAGAGGGUAUCUUCUUGGAUAUCCUUGAACCUUUUAUACGAGACGACAAAGUCAGAUCUAUGCCCCCGACAGCUUUGAAAGCUCUGAUCAGCCAUUACUCAACUACAUACACGUCGACGCGUCUUGAAGAGGUGAUCUGUCUUCUUGACCCUACCACCAUGGACAUCGAACAGGUGACCACGCUGUGUAAACAACACAAUCUUUACGAUGCCUUUAUCUAUGUUUGGAACUGUGUGCUAUUGGACUACGUUGGGCCGUUGGAAGAGCUUUUGGCAUUCGCGACUCGCGUAAUGGAUUCUACCGAGAAUGUCGCAUCGAUCGAAUAUGAGAAUGCAAUGAAAGCUUUCCCGUAUCUUUCCUUCAUCCUCACCGGACGCACAUAUCCCACCGGGGAAGAGAUGACUGAAGAUCAGGCAGUCAACGCAAAGCAAACGUUGUACACCUACCUUUUUACUGGAACCCAUCUUCCUGGCUCGAAGCAAAAACCGUUUGGCGCGCUUCGUACGAUUCUCAAGUUUGAUUCCUCUAGUUUCAUGAGCAUGCUGAACGAGGCAUUUGAAGAUAGCUUCUUGAAUGACUCGGCUGAUGCUGCUGAUGGUGAAUCCCAACAGCCAAGCUCUUCCGGCGUGACCAUUAACCGCCAAUUCCUCGUUAGUGUUCUUUUAGAUGUCAUGGGCAAUAGCGAGUUUGGUCCCGACGAAAGUAUUUUUCUCGACAUGUUCAUUGCGAGGAACCUGCCAAAGUACCCUCAAUACAUUCUACUCUCAGGCUCCACAUUGUAUCAAGUGCUUGAGCGGUUGUGUCAAUGGCCUACCCCAGAGCUUGCAGAAGAUUGUCAACUCAGUGUGGAAUAUCUGUUAUCUACCUACCAUCCCCCUGAUCUUCAGAGCUUGAUACCUCUUUUCAAAGAAGCGGGGUUUUACCGUGUGCUGAAGUCUACCUACCGCGCCGAGAAGCAGUAUGCUGAGCUUAUUGUCACUUAUCUCGAGGACACGAGUGAGCGAGAGGAUGUCUUCAAUUGUAUAUAUGAAUGUCUGCGAUCAAGAAGUGCGCUUACCGGUAAACAACGAGAGGAUGUUUUACAGGUGAUCAAGAGUCGGGCAGGCGAGUUGGCGCUUAUCAAUGUCUCGAAAACAGCGCGCACAGUUCAAGAGCUCAUGCCUUCAUUGCACGCAGUCUUCUUGAAGUCGUUGAAGCAAGAUGAUUAUAAGCAAUAUCAUUAUUUGUCGACGCUACUUGAACCACAGGAUUCGGACACUGCCACUCCAGGCACUCCAGCAGAGCUCGAAAAGUCGAUGGUCGAGUUAUAUGUACAGUUACUGUGUCGAUACAAUCGACCUCACGUGGCAGAUUAUGUCGAUACACUGCGGGUCAACGACCUGCGGCUAGACGAAGUUCUGCCUGCGAUGGAGGGAAGUGGUGUUGUUGACGCGGCGGUUGUACUCUUAGCGCGGCAAGGGCAGGUUCGCAAGGCCAUGGACCGUCUACUAGCAUACUUGAACACUUUGGAAUCCGGCCUGGUGGGAAUACUGACCAAUGCAGAGGAGGCACCCGACGCCGCUGGUACGUUUGAGGCUGUUGGAGAUCUCUUGGAGAGCGUGCAGAAGUACUCAGGAGUUGGAAUAUGGUUGUGCCAGGGACAAACAAAAAAUGCGCAGCCUCUUCGCAACGGCAACGACAACGUGCGAAUCAACAAACGCGGUUCUGUGAUGGCUUUGCAGGAGCCACUGACAUUCGAGGAGAAUCUCUGGUUAGACUUGAUUGAUGCAGUUGUUCGGAUGGCUCGCAAUAUCUCCUCGCUUCUACAAAAGACGUCGACUCCAGAUCAACUGAAAUCCUUGCUGUCAUCUGAGGUUCAGGAUCGAUCUGAUGGGGACGUGGAGUUGAUAUCUUCAUUCCGACAGUUGGUGCAGAAAGUCUUCACUGCGCUACUAACCAGUACGACAACCGGCGGACCGUCACCCAGUGAACGAACGGGGCUGUCGUUCUUACGCAUUCUUCGAGCCUUCCUUACCCAAGCUGCGACUACUUCACCGUCACUAUCCGAACUACGUUCCGUCCUCGCAUCUAUCUUUUCUGCAUAUACAUACGAAGAAUCCUUACUGUCUCUGGCCAAUGGCAUGCUUGAUAAAGAUUUAUUCGUACACGUGAACGAAGUCACCAAGCUCCGCCAACACGGCUGGCGACCUAGAGGCCAGGUUUGCGAGAUUUGCCGCCGUCGCAUCUGGGGACCUGGAGCAGGCGCAUCUCUAUGGACUGCAUGGGAACAAAAGAAGGACAAUGAAGACCGCCGACGAAGCGAGCGGCAGGUAGAUGACCGCAUCGCACUUUCCAAGGGCAAGGGCCCAAGCAAGAACCGCGGCGAAGACGAUGGAAAUCUGACUGUCACCAACAACAGCAGUAGUAACGUCGAUACGGCAACGGAAGUUGAUGAUAGUGAUGACAAUGCAUCGUCAAACGACACUACCGAGAACUCCAAAGGACUAGGCUUAGGACCGAUAGUAGUCUUCGCAUGUCGCCAUCUCUAUCAUCAAAGUUGUCUGGUGACCAAGUUGGGUCCCGCGAGAGAGGGCAAGUUAGAGUCACACCAGCAAAUGAAUAAACUUGGACACGAAACGAGUCGGGAACUUUCCUGCACGAUAUGUACAUGA
Molecule: messenger RNA, 4755 nt
Organism: Talaromyces amestolkiae
Lineage: Eukaryota; Fungi; Ascomycota; Eurotiomycetes; Eurotiales; Trichocomaceae
Exons: 3
Coding region: 1-4755 (1584 amino acids)
Biological process (GO): endosomal vesicle fusion; protein targeting to vacuole
Cellular component (GO): late endosome; HOPS complex
Molecular function (GO): protein binding
Source: RefSeq, a predicted model, not a curated record